Messenger RNA from Cyanistes caeruleus (blue tit), 1564 nucleotides. It is a transcript of the gene TNFRSF17, whose product is annotated as TNF receptor superfamily member 17. Gene Ontology annotation, biological process: tumor necrosis factor-mediated signaling pathway. NCBI's taxonomy places the organism in Eukaryota, Metazoa, Chordata, Aves, Passeriformes, Paridae. Gene Ontology annotation, molecular function: signaling receptor activity. The record is from RefSeq and is a predicted model, not a curated record.
AUAAGAGAGGGAGAGUAGUUUAGGCAAGUAGUUUUUCUGUCAAAACUGUUAUGUGUGUGGGUUUCUUGCUAUUGAAGCUCAAAAGAAACAAAGAUGGGGAUUUAGGCGUGCACAUUGUGAAGAACCUGUGCAUAGUUUGUAAACCUUAUGGCAGUUAAAAUGUUGUAAAUAUCAGAGGGAUUGCUUAAUGUGGAAGGAAUGUGCUGAGCAAAGAACAUGCAUCCCAGGAAGGGAAGAAUGAGAUCACUAAAAUGAUGUAAACAGUGACUGAGUUAGGACUAGAAAGGUUAGAGACAGGCGGGAAUCUAUUUUGAAGAAAGGCAAGGACUGUGUGGUUCCAGAGAUCUGAAAGCCAGGAGUAGGAUUGAUCAGCAAUGUUUUGAUUAGAAAAUCAAUCAUGCUUCUUCCUAAGAGCAGCAUGGCCAGCAGGACCAGCACAGUGACUGCCAAUGCUGAGGCCACACCUUGAGUGCUGUGUCCAGUUCUGGGCCUUCAUGACAAGAGGGACAUUGAGGGACUCCCUGACAUGGAGGAGCUCCCAGCUGCCAUGUCUGCUGCUGGAUACCAUAAUAACUCUAGGCCAGAUCUCCCGCUUUAUAAAUAUGCUCCGGUGUUCCAGUGCACCACCGCCCUCAUGUGAAAACUACUGCGAGAAGAGUACCGAUUCAGGUGGAAUUCUUUGGAUUUGUUUGGGCAUAGGGUUGAUUUUAAUACUCACUCUGUUCACCUUAAUGGUCUUGUUUAAAUGGAAGCACCUAAAGCAACUAAAAGAAAAACUGGAAAACACAGACUCCUCUGUGGAGCUGAAUACUAUUCUCAAGGCUCAUACUGAAAGCAGUGGGAAUACGGAAGAAAUUAGACACACACUUCCAAGAGAAACGUUAAUGUAUUCAGUGGAAGAAUGCACUUGCAGUGACUGUGGCUUGGUAAAACCUCAGACUGUCUGUGAAACUUCAUUUCCAUUACCAGCUACUGAAGAACGAGCUACUGUUCUAGUUACCACCAAAUCUUUUGAUUAUUACAACUAUGUUCUGGGUGUUGGAUGACUGGGAGAGAAGUGUAUUUGUACUGAGUAAUAAUAAAUAAGUUUUUCCAGUAUUGCUGUCAACCUCAAUACUUGCAAUCAGUGGAGAAGGUAAUAUAUCAUCCUUAGAGAUCUCCCAUUGUGCUUGCAUUAAUAUUGUUAUUAUAUUAUUAACAUAUAUAUAAUACAUAUUAUAUAUGUAUUAAUAUUAAUAUUAUUUCUAAUUCUAGUAUUUAGUCAAGUAUUUCUACAUUAUUCUCAGGCAUGCAACUAGUUAUUGGCAUUUUUAAUUUCAGAAAGUCCUUACAUAUGACAGCUUUUUCUGCCUUUAGAGAUUGUACUUACUUACAGCAGACAUAUACAAAAUAAACAAGUUUCCAAAUAUAUAUGUUCAUAUUAGACUCAGAUCUUGUGCCAAAGAUUUCUUGAUGGUACACAAGGACUGUUCUAAGAAGCAGAAAUGAAGACCUAUACUACAUCCCCAGUCUUGAAAAGAGUAAGUUCAACACUUGAAACAGGAAUGUUCUAAAGAUGAAUACC